Messenger RNA from Hyposmocoma kahamanoa, 2763 nucleotides. It is a transcript of the gene ltl, whose product is annotated as leucine-rich repeat and death domain-containing protein 1. The transcript has 8 exons. Gene Ontology annotation, molecular function: protein binding. Lineage: Eukaryota; Metazoa; Arthropoda; Insecta; Lepidoptera; Cosmopterigidae. Bases 60 to 2039 code for a protein of 659 amino acids. The record is from RefSeq and is a predicted model, not a curated record.
AUUAGCAACCCGUGGUGCGCUCGCGCCAGUAGCGCGAUUAGCCCCGAACGACACACACGAUGGUAGCGCAUACGCACGCGCUCGCCGCCGCGCUUUUGUGUGCGCUGGCUGGACAACUCGGUACUGGUGCAAGUCUCCACUGUGCCAUGAGAAGAGAAAUCUCCCCCUGUACUUGCCGUCGCGAAGAAACUAGCACUGGAAAUAUUUUAGUCGUCUGCCAGAGAGUCAACACUUACGAGGAUAUUGCUCGAGCCCUCACCAACAAGUUCAGUCCCGAGACCAAGAUCGGACUUGAGAUAUCCUACUCGCAAAUGCCGGAUUUUAUUGAUCAUAGCUUCCGAGAACUCGGUCUUUCCAUCACAAAACUUAAACUCAACUUCGACAACCUAAGCGAACUGAAAGAAAGUGUUUUCACGAGGCUUGAUUUGGUGGAUUACUUCAGUCUGGCUGACAACGCUCUAAUGGAUAUGCAGCGUCACGUUUUACGCCACUUGCCGCAUGUGAAAACCCUUGACUUGCGUCGGAAUAAGAUUGCGAAACUUACCGAAGAAGACUUUCAGGAAAUUCAAGAAGUCGAAAAUUUAGUAGUAGCAGAUAACCAAAUAUCAAAAAUCGAAAGGAAUGCCUUGCCCAAAGCUUUGAAACAUCUUCAUCUCGGAAUCAACAAACUGGUUACUCUGAACGGGGCACUCAGGGAUUUGGACGACUUGGAAUGGAUAUUUAUUAACGCAAACAAUUUAAAAUCUAUAGACAAUGAAUUGCCACUUAAAGCCAAAAGACUUGUUUUCAUCCACGCAGCCCGCAACGAGUUAGAAAAUUUGCCAAAAGAUUUGAGGCAAAUGCCUUCGCUAGAAUCACUUUAUUUCUACGACAAUCAAAUCAAGUCCUUAGACGGGGCUUUGCAGAAAUCUCGAAGGCUUAUGAGAAUUGGACUAUCAUUUAAUAAAAUUGAAUCUCUGGCCGAAGAUGAAUUUGCAGAAGCUGACAUAUUGGCCGACUUGGACAUUGCCUAUAACCAACUGAAAUCAUUGAAUGGUUCGCUAAGAAGCUUAAAGAAUCUGCGUUAUUUGAACCUUACUCACAAUCUUCUGACUGAGUUUUCACUGCAAGAAAUCAAGGGACUAAAAAGAUUGUCCGUUAUUGAUCUUUCACAAAAUAAGAUCAGUUUCAUAACUGGCAAAAUGGAGAAUCUUGUUGAUGUAGAAACUAGUGUACUAGAAUUGAGAUUGGAUCACAACCGAUUGAUUAAUUUGGGUGGAGCGCUAAUGGGUCUUCAUGGCUUGCUACGAUUAAAUCUUAGCAAUAAUCAGCUGCAAAAAAUUACACCCGAUGAUUUCAUCGGUCUGGAAGAUCUAAGACUUCUGGAUAUUUCACACAACAACAUUUCUACUUUAGAAGAAACAUCUCAGACGUAUUUGCCAUCACUGGAGGAGUUAAUUGCCCAUCAUAAUAAUCUUACUGCUUUGGACAAGGAUUUCCACGGGUUGCCGUCCCUUUGCGUUGCUGAUCUAUCUUUUAACCAUAUCCAAUCCAUGAACUAUGAUCUAGUGUCUAAAUCACGCUGUACGAUAAACGGAAUUCCCAGUACACUGAAAAUUUAUCUGCAAGAUAACCCUGUGCUAUGUGAUGAGCGUCUUAGUGAGGUGACAACUGUAUGGGAAAGAUUAAAUGCUCGUGUCAGUGGCAUAUCAUCUUGUGCACCUCCUCAAACCACAGCCCCAGUACUAAUGCGUGCUCUCAAUGAUAUAGUGCCACAAGAUGACGCUCCAGUCAUUGUGGUGGCGCAAAUGGAACUAGGAGAGAGAGAGCCAGUACCGACUGGGCCUCAAUACACAUAUCGCCGCGUAGGCGCUCUCAUCGGGCAAUUGCUGCCUGAUCGUGAAGGAGGCUUGCCGGUACUAGUGGAGCCACCCGUAACACUGCCUCCUGCCAGCACAAACGUGGUCGUGAAAUGGCCCGAUGAGCGAAGAACGGAAGAGCACGCGCACCCUCUAGCUGACCAUUUACGGCUGCGUGAUCUCAACGCCUCUCCGCAGUGAAAAAGUUUAAUCGAGGCGCUGCAGUGAGAGCGCCGUUGCCGUCGAACUGAGUGCUUCCCCUUAGUAAAUAUACUGCCCCUAUAGACUAAGGGCACUGUUUGGACGGGUGCGUGGAUUUUUAAAAUUAUUAAGAUACCUUCCUAUUAGGUCCGAUUAGGUUGUUGAAUAAUUGAUUGAAUAGGAGUGUUUCUUACAAACAUUGACAAUGUGUCCUUCAAAUUAGGUAUUCACAUAGAAUCAAGAGGUUUUUAGGUAAUAUAAUAUUGUAGUGAAUAAAGAAGUCACAGAAAUACAUUAUGUAGGUACAAUACAACUGUAUGAUAGAUGAGCGUAUGGCCAAAGUUAUUAAUAACGUAAACGUGAUAUGAGAUUAAAGAACCAAAUUAUAUACCAUCAGUUUUAGUUAAGAAAAUUUGUAGAGGUACAAAAAUAUAAUUUAUGUAAAAUAAUUUUCUAAGUUAGAGGAUAUUAUUGUGUUACUGUAUUUAUAUUACGGUAUAAUAAAACUUGUACACAAUUCUAAUGUAGUCAUUCAUUUAAUUUCCAAUCAGUAUAAUGAGAAAAUGCCGAAAAUUUCAAAUUUUGGAAUUGACGUAGUUAAAUGUCAAAUUAAAUUUUGUUUUCCUGUAAUUUGAUGAAUUGGUUGAUGAGCAAUAAGUAAAUAGUUUGUUGUGUUUUUAGAACUAGAUAAGUACCAAAAUGUAUGACGUUAAAAUAUGUACCU